UUUUCGUGAAAUGACAUUCGGGGAAAUUUCCUAACCAAAUUCCGGCUGGCAGACAAGUCAAUAGUUGUUGGUUUGACAUUUGUGUGAUCGAAAUCUCGUCCUGAAAAGAACUGGAAUUUUGUAAAAUGGCAGCGUGCAAUAAACUUUCAGUUCUCGCCCGCCAACUGAGCACAUCGGCUCCUGUGGCUCAAAUGGUCAAACCACCAGUUCAAGUGUUUGGAUUGGAAGGUCGUUACGCUACGGCACUCUAUUCAGGCGCUUCGAAAAUGAACCAGCUCGACGCCGUAGAAAAGGACUUGGUCUCACUUCAGAAAACCAUCAAACAAGACCCCAAAUUACGUGACUACAUUAUCAGUCCCAUCAUCAACCGCAAAGUUAUGGCUAACGCUCUCCGCGAAACAUGCGAAAAACUCCGAAUGCAACCAGCUACCAGCAACCUCUUGCAAACUUUGGCCGACAACGGACGAUUGAAGAAACUCGACGCCGUCAUCAGCUCAUUCCGAACAAUUAUGGCUGCACAUCGUGGUGAGGUUGUUUGUGAAGUCGUCACCGCUAAGCCACUUGAUGAUUCGCAACGAAAACAACUGGAAAGUGCUUUGAAGGCAUUCCUUCAAAAGAACGAAUCGAUUCAAUUGACCGCUCGUGUCGAUCCCAAUAUUAUUGGUGGAAUGAUUGUCUCCAUCGGCGACAAGUACGUAGACAUGAGCAUCGCAAGCAAAGUUAAAAUGUACUCAGAACUUAUCACGGCAGCAGCUUAAAAAGCGAAAGUUCUUACUGCCAAGUGUAAUGUAAUCUAAUUUCCAUAAAAACUGAUAAUAAAUGUAAUACGGGAGUAGAAAAA
Messenger RNA from Hermetia illucens (black soldier fly), 841 nucleotides. RefSeq names its product ATP synthase subunit O, mitochondrial (gene ATPsynO). NCBI's taxonomy places the organism in Eukaryota, Metazoa, Arthropoda, Insecta, Diptera, Stratiomyidae. The transcript is spliced from 3 exons. The record is from RefSeq and is a predicted model, not a curated record. Gene Ontology annotation, molecular function: proton-transporting ATP synthase activity, rotational mechanism. The coding region runs from base 126 to 758 and encodes 210 amino acids. Gene Ontology annotation, biological process: proton motive force-driven mitochondrial ATP synthesis.